This is a messenger RNA of Leptopilina boulardi, 6275 nucleotides long. Its product is annotated as bromodomain-containing protein 4-like. The transcript has 23 exons. NCBI's taxonomy places the organism in Eukaryota, Metazoa, Arthropoda, Insecta, Hymenoptera, Figitidae. Gene Ontology annotation, cellular component: nucleus; chromatin. Gene Ontology annotation, biological process: chromatin remodeling; regulation of DNA-templated transcription. The record is from RefSeq and is a predicted model, not a curated record. The coding region runs from base 838 to 5532 and encodes 1564 amino acids.
GACUUCGUUAGUAAACGAUGCCAUCGAAAAAUGAUUGUUCAUGACAGCGUCGCUUGAAUUAAAUGUAAAACUGUUUUUUCCAGUGUUUCUUCAUCAUUAAUUGAAUUCUUCUAUUAAUUGAGAACCGGGUUAUUUGUCGUGUUUCGUAUCGGAAAUCCAGUGAAAAAGAAGUGUGAAGUGACAGAGAGUUCAUUGAUCGUUGUUGGCUUCUCGACUCGACGCCAUUUUGCCAUGGCCUUUAUAAUGACGCAAGUGCGCAUUUGUAAAUAAUAUCAACAGUUUGUGAAGAAAACAAAAAAGUACUUUUUAAUUAAUAUUCCUGUGCAUUUUUGUGUUUCAAGCGUGACGUUUGUUACAUAAAAUUUACUGGCUGUUAUUUUUGAUUUGACAAUUUGUUGAUUUGACUCGCGUAGUCGAGUUUCAUGGAUGGCAAUAUGGCUGUCAGUUUCACGCGAUCAGUGAAUCUUGCAUCACGCUGACAGAAGCAUCGCAUUCUUUUCGCACAUGGUUUCAAGUUUCGAGAAGAGAUCUAUCCCCCGCGGAGAGUCUGUUUCUGCAAAAUGUUGCUAGUAUCGCGAGACUUGGUUGGCGGCACGGCGAAUUACCAGAGAACGCAGGGCUGACAUUCGAGCAACUACCAUUUGGUAGGCUUGAGUAGUGUUAUGUCUCCUCAGCAUCGAUCUCCCUGGUCACAGCCCAAUCGUCUUGGCAAGCAAUUAGAGAGCUGCAAUGCUCAAUUCAAAGUAUACCCUUGCCAACUCAAUUGUUGAUGAAGCCUCGUAGCAUCAAUCAUCGAAGUAAAGCAGUUACCUGCUACAAAGCAUUUAUGUACCAUACAUGUCGGAAAGAAAAGAAACCAAGAUGCAGCAGGUGGACACGAUCUCGCAAAAUAACUCUUUAGAUGUGGAGGAGCGAGAAAGGCUGUGUAAUAUACCGAAGACGAGUGCACCUGGUAAAACGUCGGCAACACCGUCUGCUCCACCUCGGGAACCACCUCCACGAGAAGAGCCGCCUGUGGAGCCAGUGAACGGAAUUGUUCAACCGCCCGUUGUAGCGCCUCCAAAUCGACCGGGUCGCAAUACCAAUCAGAUACAUUAUCUUUCGAAAGGUGUUUUCAAAGCAGUAUGGAAGCAUCAAUUUGCUUGGCCGUUUCAGCAGCCAGUCGAUGCGAAAAAGCUCAAUUUACCAGACUAUCACAAAAUUAUCAAACAACCGAUGGAUUUGGGUACAAUCAAAAAACGUUUAGAGAAUUUCUAUUAUUGGAGCGCCAAAGAAUGCAUUCAAGAUUUCAAUACAAUGUUCACCAAUUGCUACGUUUACAACAAACCAGGCGAGGAUGUUGUUGUUAUGGCGCAAGCCCUCGAAAAGUUGUUCCUAACGAAGGUGUCGCAUAUGCCAAAAGAUGAGGUGGAACUUGAUCCGCCCGCUCCAAAGGGGCCAAAAGGCAAGAAACCUGGUAGAGUUGGCGCGUCACAGACUGGCGCUGUACCAUCAGCAACUGGUGGUCCAGGUCGCGGGCGACCGUCGUCUGGUGCAUCAACCGUCACAUCCAGUGUUCCAAAUAAUAUGGCACCAACGUCAACAACCGCUGGUACAACAGGUGUUAUGCCAAUGCCACCACUUGGCACGCAAGCACCAGUUUCCGUACCAGGAAGCACUAAUACAACAACAAUUGCACCACCAUCGAAUUUAGGUGUUACAUCAAUGGCAACACAUAAUUCAUUACCACAACAAGUUAUUCCACCAACAAGUGGUUAUCAUGCACAACCAGCAAUAGAUACACAAACGGCAACAGCGACGGCGACGGCAACCACAGCAUCUGCUGUACCACCAUCGACGCAAAUACCCACCGCAGCACCACCUGUGAUGCCACCAUCGCAGCCUGCCAAAGUUAAGAAAGGCGUGAAAAGAAAAGCUGAUACCACAACACCCACUGCUAAUUCAUUUGAUCCCAUUUAUAAUCCCCUUGAACCCAAGAAUGCCAAAAUACCAGCAAGACGAGAAUCAGGCAGACAAAUCAAGAAGCCAACGAGGCAAGCUGACGAUGGUCUGGUGCCGUACCAUCAGGCUAGUAUGCCAAUGAUGUCUGCUAUGGUACAACAGCCUCAACAUCCUGGCGGUAAGACAAAGGAGAAACUCUCGGAAGCUUUGAAAUCUUGUAACGAUAUUCUCAAGGAACUUUUCUCCAAGAAACAUUCGGGUUAUGCGUGGCCUUUUUAUAAGCCCGUCGACGCUGAUCUUUUGGGUCUUCAUGAUUAUCAUGAGAUCAUUAGGAAACCAAUGGAUCUUGGAACUGUGAAGACGAAAAUGGAUAGUCGAGAAUAUAAAACAGCUCAAGAAUUUGCGAGCGAUGUACGACUCAUAUUUACCAAUUGCUAUAAAUAUAAUCCACCUGAUCAUGAUGUCGUUGCAAUGGCAAGAAAAUUACAAGACGUUUUUGAAAUGAGGUAUGCAAAAAUACCUGAUGAACCAUCGGGCGCUGUUGUUGGAAUAAAAGGCAGCAGUACAAGCGGCAGUAGUUCGGCGUCGGAAAGUGAUAGCGAGAGUGAAGACUCCGAGGAGGAAUUCCAACGCUCACAGAAGCUUGUUGCCUUACAGCAGAAGUUGAAAGCCGUGCAGGAACAAGUAAGAAUGCUAGCUGAGGAAUCGACAAAAAAGAAGAAGGGCAAAAAGAAGAAAUCUGAUAAGCCAAAAUCAAAGCCAAUGAGUAAUAAAACGCCAAAUCUCAUUGGCAGUCACAGUGGUGCCAUGAAAGAAUUAAUGAAACCAAGCGCUGGACAUUCAAAUGUUGCUGGUGAUAAUGUCACAGCUGGUAUUGGUAAUGCAGCAAUGGGUGGCGAUAUUAAAAUGACAGCAAGUGGUGAUCUUCAUCAUCAAACAAUGGCUGCCGUUGGUCCUAAUAAGGCACAUGCACCGUCAAAUCUUGGACAUCAUAUGCCACCGGCAAAUGCAAAAACGAAAGGCAAAGGACGUGGACCAGGUAAAGCUGCAGCAGCAAAUGCAGCAACAAAAAGGCCGAAAGCCAAUAGUCGAUCGGCUGGUAAUAAAAAGAAAAAUGUUGGUAAUCUUCUGCCACCAAUUCCAUUUGAUUCGGAAGAUGAGGAUAAUGCCAAACCCAUGUCAUAUGAUGAGAAACGUCAACUCAGUCUCGAUAUUAAUAAAUUGCCUGGUGAUAAACUGGGACGUGUAGUGCACAUAAUUCAAUCUCGUGAGCCGUCGUUAAGGGAUUCGAAUCCUGAUGAAAUUGAAAUUGAUUUUGAAACCCUGAAACCAUCUACAUUGCGGGAAUUGGAGAAUUAUGUUGCCUCGUGUCUUAGAAAAAAACCACAUAAGAAACUCAGUGGAAAAUCUAAGGAAGACCAAAUGGCAGAGAAGAAACAAGAACUCGAAAAAAGAUUGCAAGAUGUUACGGGCCAACUGGGAAAUGUCAAGAAGGCUCCCAAAAAAGAAGACAGUAGUAAGUCAGUAGACGUAGUGGGAACUGCUGGAACUAGUGGACCUCAGAGAUUGUCAGCAUCCAGUAGUAGUAGCAGUGACAGUGAUUCCAGUAGCAGUUCUUUAUCUUCGAGUUCCAGUGAUUCUAGCGACAGCGAAGCAGGCAAUUCAUCGAAUCGACCGCCACGAAAGAAAACCAAAAAGGCUACAAUACCACCUGGACCACCAAUGACAGCCGCAUCAACUGUGGUACCACCGGCGACUAAUUUAAAUCAUACCGGUGGUCUUCUAAUGAAUAAUCAACCAGCAACUAAUUCCACGGGACCAGCGGCAAAAUCAACAAUCACACAGGCAAAUAAUAUUCCAGCUGAACAAGGUGCAGCUCCUCCUCCGCAACAAUCAAUUGCAGUUCCACCGGUGACAGUUGGACAGACAAUGCCAAUAGCGAGUCAUAGUUCAAUGCCAGCUCAACCUGCCCGUCCAGUUGCUUUGGCCACUGCUGCUCCAAUUAAAAAACCAACACCGCCACCACCAGCACCUCCUCCACCACAACCACCACCACCACAACAACAACAACAACAACAACCGGCACCUCCGGCUGUUAAUACAAAUACAACUUGUUCGUUAUCGGUUCCAACACCACCGCCAAGUGUUACAUCAACGAAUAUAAAUAAUUCAACCACAAGUACAGUGGUGGCACCUUCUUCAUUAAUCAUAUCGCCUGUUCUUCAGCCUCAAACAACAGUUGUUAAUACCUUCCCAAAUCCAACAACUCCCACAAUAACCGCGGAUUCAAUUGCCCUCAAUCAAACUCAGGAUCUUCUGCAGCCAUACAAUACUCUAGUAACGGUGCCUACAACGCAAACAAGUUUGGAUCAAGCUCUCUUGGCACUGAAGAAGGAACCCCAUAUACCAAUGAUACAAACAUCACAUGGCUCGACAAAUAAUUUAUUAAAUUUUCUACCACCCGAUAUUAAACAACCAGCAAUGAAUAUGUUAACGACAAGUAUGCCACCAAAUAUGGGUAUGGGUAAUAUGAGUAUGAGUGGUUUGAGUUUAAAUUUACAACAGGGACUCGCUGCACAAAUGUCAAUGCAAAAUCAACUUGACAAUCUUCUUAAUCAAAGUAGUGGUGCAGCAGCAGCAGCGGCGGCAGCGGCAGCAUUACAAAAUUCACAUUCAAUGUCAAUCACACAACAUAGUUCCAAUGGAUUUUCAAAUAUGAAACGUGAAAAUUCACCAUCAAAUAUGUUAAAUAAUAAUGGCAUUACUGGUUUUGCUGGUAUGAAUAUGUCCGGUAUGGUGGCAUCAAUUUUUGAUCCUAUCACACCGCUUAAUACAAGUUUGCCAAUGCAAAUAUCACAGUUGCCAGUGAGAAAAGAAGAGAGGUCAUCGUUGCCGAUGAAUCAACCGCAAAUGCAUCCGAAAAUAGACGUGGGAGGUUUUUUUUCAGACAUGGCAGCAUUGGGAUUACCGCCAAUGAGUAAUCAUUCGAGUUCUCAAAAAAUGUCCACGGAAAAAAGAAUGAGUCCUCCUGAUUCGAAAAAUUCUGCCUCUAAUUUUGCAUCGGCAUUUAAAUCUAAGACUGUGGAGCAGAAGCUUCAAACCGCGUGGUCAUCAUUAGCACAAUCAUCAAGUCCACAAUCAACUGCUGGUCGAGGCAUUAUGAAUGCAGCAACAGCAGCUGAUACUUUCAAUCAAUUCAAAAAACAAGCAAAAGAAAAGAACGACAGGGCAAGAGCAUUAAUUGAACAACAGGAGAGAAGACAGCAGAAGGAACAGGCAGAACGUGAGAGAAUUCGUAAGGAAAAUGAAAAGAGAAAAGAAAGAGAGGAGGAGGACGCUAUGGAGAAGGGAAGAAAAUCGGUAGAUCAUCAAAGUGCGGUACUUACACCACCAUCGAGAGCUGAGGAUAUUAGAACAUCGACAGAUGACAGUAAUAGUCCAAGUCAUUCUUCUGGUCAGGAUCGUUCAGCGGCCGAGAGAGAACGACAGAGGCUACGCGAACAAGAACGUCGACGUCGAGAAGCGAUGGCGGGCCAAAUCGACAUGAACAUGCAAAGUGAUUUGAUGACUGCGUUCGAGAAUUCAUUAUAAUGUUAUUAUAAAAUGCUGCUGCUCACAAUAUUGUUGGAGCCUCGGAAGCCAGGCAGGAUUUGGCGAGAGACGUUUCACAUAAAAAUUCAAAGUUGGACGAUACCACAGAAUCGUGUUUAAUAUAUACUGUUAAUAAUUAAUGACUAGUGAUGUUAAAAUAAUAAUAAUAAUUAAAAAACUGAUUCGAUACAAAAUUUGAUCAGUGCUCUAGCGCGAUGAUGGUGGUGCAAAAAAAAAGGAAAAUAAAUUCCCCAAAAAAAAAAGAAUGGUGAAGUGUUAUUCGACUCGAGAAUAACAAAAAAGACACUUAAUUAGAAAAAAAAUUGUCUCACAAUGACGCGAGGAAUCUGCGUGUAAACAAUUUUUUUUUUUUUUUUGGACACAAUUGUGACCAUAGUAGAUUAAAAAAAAACGAAACAAUACCUACAGAUACUUCGAGAUAUUGCUACAAAUUAUGUUAAAAAUAAUUUUCCGAUUUUCAUAAGUAUGUACUUUAUGUAAAUUUGGAAAUGAAAUAAGACGAACGCACCUACUGAAAAAAGUGAUGCGUUUGCGUGCGAGAAAGAGAUAUAUGAAUAAUUGUGAUUUUCGUGUGUCGUGAAAAAGGGUUGUAAGAGCUGUGUACAUUUAGUUAAGUUUUAUAUUUUUCCACUUUCAGUCAUUGAUUGUUGGUAGGGAUUUACAUUGUUUUUUUUUUUUUUUUUUUCUUUUUUUUGCCAAUAAUUAUCUAUUAUUAAUAAUAA